GAGAGAUCAUCUACACUCAAAUGCAUGUGUGUAUCCGCAGAGUCCGUCCUGCGUGGCCGAAGCAGAUCUGCAUCGUCGGAAGCACUACAUAUGUACAGCUACAUCCGAGGCUGCCUCUCGCUCAGUCUGUCGUCCCAUUCCAUCUUGGGGUCGCUGGCCGCCUCUCGCCUCAUUCUCUCCUGUUCCUUGGCCCUUUCCUCUUCGCGCCUCUGUCUGGCCUUCUCUGCGUUCUCCCUGUGCUUUUCCAUGGCCUUCGAGAUUUCAACGGCUACCCAGACCAAGACGACCAAAAACAUUAAGACUGAGACAGACAGACACACAGACAGGCAGACAGACAGAUGCAUCAGGCGUCGAAGAAUGACUGUCUGACUCACUGAUGCCCAAAAUGGCGCCUCCAGCAAUAACAGUGACCAACAGUUCCAAAGUGAACUGAAACACACACACACAGACACAUCCACACUCAUCCAUAUUCGGUCUCCGCUAUAGAGUGUGCAUACCCUCAUAAGGGAUGUGACAGCCGUCGGCUCCCCCCAGCCAGAGAAGUGCAAGACUGUAGGCUGCCCCCUCCUCACGCCAAUCCCGAGCGGUGCCUGUCCUCGCUGCAGCUGCUUCCCUUCGGCCACGGCAGUAGUCUUGCCACGCAGCAUGAGAGAAGGGGCCACGAAGGACACACUGCCAGGUGCCGCAGCAGCAGGGGAACGGCGAGCGGCGCCGACGGCAUGGGGGAGAGUCAAGAGGACAGCAGGCAGCCACAUCGAUCGCUGCCUUCAACCAGAUCUGUGCUGCCAACAAACGUUCAGUUUUGUCUCUGAUCGGCGGGGAGGCCACCAGUCGCCCACUUCGCUAAUG
Molecule: messenger RNA, 849 nt
Organism: Vitrella brassicaformis
Lineage: Eukaryota; Vitrellaceae
Source: the annotation of a GenBank genome assembly